AUGUGGAGCAGGUGCACAAGAAGGCCAGGUGGCAGAAGAGAACGGUCCUUGGUUUCGCGCAUGCCAUGUGGGAAGCAGUAUCUUGCUGCUGCCCCUCCGAACUUCGCGUUUGAGGGUCUUCAUCAUCCUGUCGUCGAUCCUCAUGGCUGCGAUGUCCGGGAAACUCUGGAUCUGCCUGGAGGAAUGGAUGCCGUCACGCCGCCACAGGCCAUGGAGCUGGUGUGCCAACUGGCCCUGGACUGCGCAGGGCUGAGCAAUGCGGUCGACCUGGAGUUGGCUUCGCACAUGACGCAGAGCCUCGUCGUGCUCAGCUCCAGCUCCGCCUCCGAGGACCUCCCCCGCGAUCUCCCGAAGCCGAAGAACGCGGUGCUGCUGGCGCUGUGCGGUCUGCCUUCCCCGGACAUCGCCUUCGGUGGCGAACUGGAGGCCGAUGUCGUCGCCGACGCAACUCGGCGAUUGGCGCUCUUGCGAGUGGCCUCCGUGACGGCCGAUUGCGUAACACUUGCCAAGCCGGUUCAAAGCCAAGCCGGUGCCUGGGUGGAUGUCAUCCCAGAGGUGAACACGGACACCGGCAUCAGCAAUGAGGCGGAUGGCCCCCGGAGUCGUCGAUCGUGGAGUCUUUGUGGCCUGGUCUUCGGCCUUGCGCCAGAGGCCCGGAGUCCCCCUGCCGACCUCCUGCAGCACAGUUCCCUGAGCCUUCCGGGGGAUGGACUUGUGAUUGGAGUUGUGCGAGAAAAGCUGUCACUGUUCCUUUUGGCCACGCUUGUGGAGGUGCUCGAGAUCUCUGAUCACUGCUUUCAAGUCUUGGUUUGUAACUUCUUCUGGAGCCCAAAGGCAUCCAGCAUCGCGAAGGGCAACGUGAGGGCCUGCAAAGACCUCCUGGAGCACGAAGGGCUGCUGCAGUAUUUCUACGGCGAGUCCCAUGGCUCUGUCUGCGAGCUGCACGAGUCCAACGCGAGUUUCCUUCGCAGCUUGAUGUCUCGGCAGUCCGUGCCUGUGGACGAAGCGUGUUUUGUGGAGGCCGACGCCCAGGAGAUUGAAUCCAUUCAGGGCAUCUGCCGUAGCAUGUUCGUGUCCAAGAGGCGUGGGAUGACUCUGACAGAGAUCGAGAUGAAGGAGCUCCGACAUCGAGCUGGAGCUUUUGCUUCAGAUGCUGUGGAGACGCAGGCAGUGGUGAAAGUGGUGGCAAAGCCGCAAGCAGCGCCCCCAUCACAUUCGCGAGAAGGCGCAUCGCCGACCAAGAACCAGGUGUCAUCUGUGUCGCGUGCAGGCUUCAGUGGCAUGUUCAAGUCAGGCCCACUCGAGCAAGCUGCAAGACCUGCUGCAGCACCAUCAGCACAGCGGGGAAGGUUGAAGCAUGCGGACUUUGACUUCGAUUGGACCAUCUCCAAAAUCCACGCCUUCAAGCAGCUCGCCGGGCGGGAGCUGGGUGUGGAUGCGCCUCAGGCGCUAUCGGAGCACUGGCACAUCCACCGGCUGAAUGCAUCGCAGGCCACCUGCCAGGACAGCAAUGGCACGGGGGCUCCGUGUGCUGCAGGAAGAGGGCUCGUUUUGGACGGCAUGACCUGCGCGCGUGGGGCAGCUGAACAGCUUCUUUUCGAGUUUACGGUAAAGGUGUCCGGCGCACACAUCACAAAGGGCAAUUUGGGGCUGCUGCAGUACUUCGAGAAGGUCUUUGGGACAUCAGGGCAGUUCUACGGCGAGUCCGACUUCGAUCGUGCCAACCCGGAGCCAUCAUUGCUGGAGGCGAGCUCUCACUGCGAGCUGCACGAGUCCAUCGCGAGUUUCCUUCGCAGCUGGAUGUCUCGGCAGUCCGUGGCUGUGGACGAAGCGUGUUUUGUGGAGGCCGACGCCCAGGAGAUUGAAUCCAUUCAGGGCAUCUGCCGUAGCAUGUUCGUGUCCAAGAGGCGUGGGAUGACUCUGACAGAGAUCGAGAUGAAGGAGCUCCGACAUCGAGCUGGAGCUUUUGCUUCAGAUGCUCUGGAGACGCAGGCAGUGGUGAAAGUGGUGGCAAAGCCGCAAGCAGCGCCCCCAUCACAUUCGCGAGAAGGCGCAUCGCCGGCCAAGAACCCUGUGUCAUCUGUGUCGCGUGCAGGCUUCAGUGGCAUGUUCAAGUCAGGCCCACUCGAGCAAGCUGCAAGACCUGCUGCAGCACCAUCAGCACAGCGGGGAAGGUUGAAGCAGGCGGACUUUGACUUCGAUUGGACCAUCUCCAAAAUCCACGCCUUCAAGCAGCUCGCCGGGCGGGAGCUGGGUGUGGAUGCGCCUCAGGCGCUAUCGGAGCACUGGCACAUCCACCGGCUGAAUGCAUCGCAGGCCACCUGCCAGGACAGCAAUGGCACGGGGGACCUGCGCGUGUCCGGCGCACACAUCACAAAGGGCAAUGUGCGGCUGCUGCAGUAUUUCGAGAAGGUCUUUGGGACAUCAGGGCAGUUCUACGGCGAGUCCGACUUCGAUCGUGCCAACCCGGAGCCAUCAUUGCUGGAGGCGAGCUCUCACUGCGAGCUGCACGAGUCCAACGCGAAUUUCCCUCGCAGCUUGAUGUCUCGGCAGUCCGUGGCUGUGGACGAAGUGCACCAGUGCGCAAGUAUGGUCAAGGAACAUGCGGGGAUGAGUGCGGGGGGAGUGCCAUGUGGGAAGCAGUGUCUUGCUGCUGCCCCUCCGGGCAAUUUACGGAGGAAGAAGAACUUCGCGUUUGAGGGUCUUCAGCAUCCUGUCGUUGAUCCUCAUGGCUGCCAUGCCAUGCGCCCGGUGACGGUGGAUGCAGACAGAGUCCGGGAAACUCUGGAUCUGCCUGGAGGAAUGGAUGCCGUCACGCCGCCACAGGCCAUCGCGCUGGUGUGCCAACUGGCCCUGGGCCGCGCAGGGCUGACCAAUGCGGUAGACCUGGAGUUGGCUUCGCACAUGACGCAGAGCCUCGUCGUGCCGGCUGCCCGGCUCAGCUCCAGCUCCGCCUCGGAGGACCCCGAAGGGCACAUCCAUCCGUCGGACCUCCUCUGCGAUCUCCCGAAGCCGAAGAACGCGGUGUCUGCCUUCCCGGACAUCGCCUUCGGUGGCGAACUGGAGGCCGAUGUCGUCGCCGACGCAACUCGGCGAUUGGCGCUCUUGCGAGUGGCCUCCGUGACGGCCGAUUGCGUAACACUUGCCAAGCCGGUUCAAAGCCAAGCCGGUGCCUGGGUGGAUGUCAUCCCAGAGGUGAACACGGACACCGGCAUCAGCAAUGAGGCGGAUGGCCCCCGGAGUCGUCGAUCGUGGAGUCUUUGUGGCCUGGUCUUCGGCCUUGCGCCAGAGGCCCGGAGUCCCCCUGCCGACCUCCUGCAGCACAGUUCCCUGAGCCUUCCGGGGGAUGGACUUGUGAUUGGAGUUGUGCGAGAAAAGCUGUCACUGUUCCUUUUGGCCACGCUUGUGGAGGUGGCCAUCCGACGAGCCACCUGCGAUUUCUUGCCCAAGCGAAAGCAAAGAGACGAUUCCAGCAUGUUCGUGACUGCUUUUGGUCGUGUGCCCCAGAUCUCUGAUCACUGCUUUCAAGUCUUGGUUUGUAGCUUCUUCUGGAGCCCAAAGGCAUCCAGCAUCGCGAAGGGCAACGUGAGGGCCUGCAAAGACCUCCUGGAGCACGAAGGGCUGCUGCAGUAUUUCUACGGCGAGUCCCAUGGCUCUGUCUGCGAGCUGCACGGGUCCAACGCGAGUUUCCUUCGCAGCUUGAUGUCUCGGCAGUCCGUGGCUGUGGACGAAGCGUGUUUUGUGGAGGCCGACGCCCAGGAGAUUGAAUCCAUUCAGGGCAUCUGCCGUAGCAUGUUCGUGUCCAAGAGGCGUGGGAUGACUCUGACAGAGAUCGAGAUGAAGGAGCUCCGACAUCGAGCUGGCGCUUUUGCUUCAGAUGCUGUGGAGACGCAGGCAGUGGUGAAAGUGGUGGCAAAGCCGCAAGCAGCGCCCCCACCACAUUCGCCAGAAGGCGCAUCGCCGGCCAAGAACCCUGUGUCAUCUGUGUCGCGUGCAGGCUUCAGUGGCAUGUUCAAGUCAGGCCCACUCGAGCAAGCUGCAAGACCUGCUGCAGCACCAUCAGCACAGCGGGGAAGGUUGAAGCAUGCGGACUUUGACUUCGAUUGGACCAUCUCCAAAAUCCACGCCUUCAAGCAGCUCGCCGGGCGGGAGCUGGGUGUGGAUGCGGCCUCAGGCGCUAUCGGAGCACUGGCACAUCCACCGGCUGAAUGCAUCGCAGGCCACCUGCCAGGACAGCAAUGGACCUGCGCGCGUGGGGCAGCUGAACAGCUUCUUUUCGAGUUUACAGUAAAGGUGUCCGGCGCACACAUCACAAAGGGCAAUUUGGGGCUGCUGCAGUACUUCGAGAAGGUCUUUGGGACAUCAGGGCAGUUCUACGGCGAGUCCGACUUCGAUCGUGCCAACCCGGAGCCAUCAUUGCUGGAGGCGAGCUCUCACUGCGAGCUGCACGAGUCCAUCGCGAGUUUCCUUCGCAGCUGGAUGUCUCGGCAGUCCGUGGCUGUGGACGAAGCGUGCUCUGUGGAGGCCGACGCCCAGGAGAUUGAAUCCAUUCAGGGCAUCUGCCGUAGCAUGUUCGUGUCCAAGAGGCGUGGGAUGACUCUGACAGAGAUCGAGAUGAAGGAGCUCCGACAUCGAGCUGGCGCUUUUGCUUCAGAUGCUGUGGAGACGCAGGCAGUGGUGAAAGUGGUGGCAAAGCCGCAAGCAGCGCCCCCAUCACAUUCGCGAGAAGGCGCAUCGCCGGCCAAGAACCCUGUGUCAUCUGUGUCGCGUGCAGGCUUCAGUGGCAUGUUCAAGUCAGGCCCACUCGAGCAAGCUGCAAGACCUGCUGCAGCACCAUCAGCACAGCGGGGAAGGUUGAAGCAGGCGGACUUUGACUUCGAUUGGACCAUCUCCAAAAUCCACGCCUUCAAGCAGCUCGCCGGGCGGGAGCUGGGUGUGGAUGCGCCUCAGGCGCUAUCGGAGCACUGGCACAUCCACCGGCUGAAUGCAUCGCAGGCCACCUGCCAGGACAGCAAUGGCACGGGGGCUCCGUGUGCUGCAGGAAGAGGGCUCGUUUUGGACGGCAUGCGCCUUGGCAGGACCUGCGCGUGUCCGGCGCACACAUCACAAAGGGCAAUGUGCGGCUGCUGCAGUAUUUCGAGAAGGUCUUUGGGACAUCAGGGCAGUUCUACGGCGAGUCCGACUUCGAUCGUGCCAACCCGGAGCCAUCAUUGCUGGAGGCGAGCUCUCACUGCGAGCUGCACGAGUCCAACGCGAAUUUCCCUCGCAGCUUGA
Molecule: messenger RNA, 5274 nt
Organism: Symbiodinium sp. CCMP2592
Lineage: Eukaryota; Dinophyceae; Suessiales; Symbiodiniaceae
Source: the annotation of a GenBank genome assembly